This is a messenger RNA of Aspergillus pseudotamarii, 838 nucleotides long. Its product is annotated as translocation channel protein TIM22. The record is from RefSeq and is a predicted model, not a curated record. The transcript is spliced from 2 exons. Gene Ontology annotation, molecular function: transmembrane protein transporter activity. Bases 120 to 551 code for a protein of 143 amino acids. Lineage: Eukaryota; Fungi; Ascomycota; Eurotiomycetes; Eurotiales; Aspergillaceae. Gene Ontology annotation, biological process: protein insertion into mitochondrial inner membrane. Gene Ontology annotation, cellular component: TIM22 mitochondrial import inner membrane insertion complex.
AGGAACAGGCAAUGGUGAAAGCGGUUAGUCAAUCCACUCCGGAGUCCGAGUCAAGCACCUGGACGCGCGGAAACGAUAACGUUGCGAGAGGGAAGGACAGAAUAUGCUAACGAGAACAGAUGCAUGCCGCCAUGGAAUCGUGUCCCGUGAAGACUGUGAUCUCCGGUACGAUGGGAUUCGGUCUUGGUGGUGUGUUUGGAUUGUUUAUGGCUAGUAUGUCCUACGACUCAACCUUCACUCCUCAAGGAAAAGCCAUCAUGGACCUCCCCUGGCGUGAACAAGUCCGCCGCGGUUUCAAAGACAUGGGCUCCCGCUCCUGGUCCUCGGCCAAGAACUUCGGUAUUGUGGGUGCCUUGUACUCGGGCACGGAAUGCUGCGUUGAGGGACUGCGCGCGAAGAACGAUCUCUCGAACAGUGUGAUCUCGGGCUGUAUCACGGGUGGUAUUCUCGGUGCGAAGGCGGGUCCUCAGGCUGCCGCGGCUGGUUGUGCGGGUUUCGCGGCGUUUAGUGCGGCGAUUGAUGCUUAUAUGAGGAUGCCGAGUGAGGAGUGAGUGAGUGUGUUUGUGUGUGCGUAUAGAGUUGACGUAAUUCUGGGUGGGCGUUUUUGUUUGGGAUAGAGCGGCAUUUUGUGGGCGUUUGGGGUUACUUCUUUUGCUCUUGGGGUGGGACUCACUGCUCUCAUGGGUUGGGGGUUUUGUAUUAUGGGACUCACUGCUCCGAUUGUAUUAUAGUGUAUAUGAGGUUAGAAUUGUAUAGACUAUCUACGCUUUAGUAUUUAUGGGUUUAUGGGGUGGGAUGCGGGUUGUAUUGUAGUUGAGCUUUAGUGAAGAUAUAGGGC